GUGUGUUGGCUGAUGCAGUGAAAAGGUUACGAUUCCGAAAAAUAAGACAAAAAUACAAUUGGAGGGAAAUCGAUCAUCACGAACGAUAAUUCAGUAUAAAGAUGCAGGGAGCUCCGCUAAAAGUGCUACUCUCACUGUGUUGGCUGAGUUCUUCGUCGCGACAAAUAUAACAUUUAAGAAUACCUAUAAUCAAGAAAAGCCUAUGACACGGUAUGAAGAGAUAAGAGUAGCUCCAGCGGUUUUAUUAGUAGCAGACAAGGCGGCCUUCUUCGGUUGCGGAUUUUAUGGUAUGCAAGACACAGUUGGUGACUUAGUCGGCCGUCACUACUUCCAACAAUGUUUCAUCAAAGGAGCUAUUGAUUUUAUUUGGGGAGGAGGCCAAUCUAUAUACCAAAGUUGUAUAAUAGAGGUUAUGGGCGUGACAACAGCGACAGCGAGUAAUGAUGAGGUGAACAGAGGAUUGAUUGCGGGUUACAUAACAGCGCAAGGAAGGGGGACCGAGAAGGAGACAAGUGGGUUUGUGUUUAGUGGAUGCGCCAUUUUUGGACCUGGUAAGGCAUUCCUAGGAAGAGCUUACGGAGGUUACUCGAGGGUUGUGUUUAGCAAUACUAACAUGGCUAAUGUUAUUGUUCCUCAAGGCUGGGAUUCUUGGACACAUCCAAAAGAAGUGAAUAAAGUAACAUUUGUCGAAGUAAAUUGCAAAGGGCCCGGAGCAAACAAAAAAGGAAGAGUGGCGUGGGAGAAGAAUCUCUCACCUCAAGAUGUAUCAUAUUUUAUAAAUCAUAAGACCUUUUUAAACAAAGAUGGUUGGAUAGAGAGUCUCCCUCCACAUCUAAAAAUAUUUGGGUCCGAGCUUCAACCUUUUUAUUCACCACCUCCUUUUUAA
Molecule: messenger RNA, 886 nt
Organism: Camelina sativa (false flax)
Lineage: Eukaryota; Viridiplantae; Streptophyta; Magnoliopsida; Brassicales; Brassicaceae
Product: putative pectinesterase 29
Biological process (GO): cell wall modification; pectin catabolic process
Molecular function (GO): pectinesterase activity
Source: RefSeq, a predicted model, not a curated record